UCUUUCUCAUCUCUAAUAGGCUAGUUGUUUAAAACACGUUAUCAGCACGAUUUGUUUUUAGAGUUCGAUCGUAUUAUCACAAGCGCCAUUGCUUUGGAUCACACCAUCGUAAGUUAAUCAUGUCGAAUCUUGCAAAGCUUGAGUUUAUGGCUUUAGACAUCACUGGAAAAAAUUAUUUAUCAUGGGCUUUGGAUGAUGAAAUCCAUCUAAAUGCCAAUAACCUUGGGGAUACAAUUAAAGAAGGAAAUAAAACAAGUACCCAAGAAAAAGCAAAGGCAAUGAUUUUCUUACGCCACCAUAUUCAUGAGUCAUUGAAAAAUGAAUAUCUUACUAUCAAAGAUCCACUCGUUCUAUGGAUCAAUUUAAAAGAAAGGUAUGACCAUCAGAAAACAGUAAUAUUACCAAGAGCUCGUUAUGAAUGGAUUAAUUUAAGGUUGCAAGACUUUAAGUCUAUAAGUGAGUAUAACUCAGCAAUGUUUAGAAUCACGUCACAAUUGAUUCUAUGUGGUGAAAAUAUUACAGAUAAGGAGAUGUUGGAAAAAACAUUCUCCACCUUUCACGCCUCAAACAUUGUCUUGCAACAACAAUAUCGUGAAAGGGGCUUCACCAAAUACAGUGACUUAAUAUCAUGUUUGCUUGUGGCUGAGCAAAAUAAUGAGCUACUGAUGAAAAACCAUGAAACUUGUCCGGUUGGUACAACCCCAUUCCCAGAAGUGAAUGUGGCAACAUAUAAUGACCAAAGUGGAAGUCACGGACGUGGUCGUGGCUAUCAACGUGGGCGUGGUCAUGGUCGUAGUCAUGGUCGUGGUCAUGGACGUGGUCGUGGACGUGCAUAUGGUCGGGGAAUUAUCAUGGUGUUCAAUUCAAAAAUAGAAGAACCCACCAGAAGUUGCAUGAUAAUGAAAAAAAUCAAAUGAUGAAAGAGGUAAAAAGAAAAGUGGAACAUCAUCUAAUGCAUGCUAUCGAUGUGGUGGUAACAACCACUGGGCUGGUACAUGUCGUACAGCCAGACACUUAGUAGAGCUUUACCAACAAUCUAUAAAAGACAAACAAAAAGGAAUAGAGACAAAUUUCACAUAUAAAGAUGGAAAUGUUGAUGUCCCAAGUGGUGAAAAGGACCAUACUAAUGCAACUAAUCUGGAUUAAGAUGAUUUCCUUAUCGAGCAAGCUAAUUUGGAUUCUAGUGAUAUCAUGGCUGAUACAAACCAGUUGGAUGCUUGCAAUUUUCCCUAUGCAUGAAUGAUUAUAUUUAAAAUUAUGCUAUUUCCUUGAUGUUUUAUUAAGACAUUUUGUUUGGGA
This is a messenger RNA of Helianthus annuus (common sunflower), 1299 nucleotides long. RefSeq lists its product as uncharacterized. Lineage: Eukaryota; Viridiplantae; Streptophyta; Magnoliopsida; Asterales; Asteraceae. The transcript is spliced from 2 exons. The coding region runs from base 120 to 917 and encodes 265 amino acids. The record is from RefSeq and is a predicted model, not a curated record.